AUGACGAAUUGCUGCCUCCUUCUGGGGGCGAUAUUUCUUAUUUUAGAGCACAAUAAAUCACUUUCAGCUAUUAAUUCAUGUAAACAUAACGUUACUAAACGCCUUAAUAUCGUAGGUCCAGGAUUAUCUAGUUCAUCAAAGAAAGGCAAAACAGACGAUUCAGAUAUAAGUACAACUCUAAAGCCACAUCACUCAAAACACCAUUCGAAAAGCGGCAACAAGUCAUUAGAUGAUGUGGAAGAGGUCGCAGACGAAGGCUGGAAUUAUGAGAACACUACCAUAGUUGACACCAGGAGGAUUCUAUUUAGUAAGAAAACUGAAAAGGGGAAAAGACCAUACAUGGUAUAUCUUCAAUUGACGAAAGAAUCAGCAAAAGCCCAUAAGUACCGAGGCUGGCUGUGCGGCGGUGUCAUCGUAGAUCCAUACUAUGUGCUUACAUCUGCCGCUUGCGUUGAAGACGCUGAUCGAUUCUACAUCGUGUCUGGGACUACCAAAUUCAUUGAUAGCUUCGAUUACAAGACCGACGAGUGUGUCUGCAAGCAUCGGCGAAAAGUUGUGUGGAAAUGUAUUCCUAAGAACUACAAAUUCGACUUCCAAGACAGCAUCAAAUGGUCAUCAAACGAUAUUGCUAUAGUUAAAGUAGACAAAGCCUUUAAAUUCGGCGUCCAGGAGAAGGGAUGCGAGUUUGGCACUGAUCUCAUUUGUUAUAAUAACGUUAGUAGGGAGAUGGAGAAACCUGGAACUAAAGGCUGGAUCGCUGGAUGGGGUAGCGGUAACAACUUCAGAGAGGGUGUGUACCGUCGUCAAAAAGAAAACGUACAUAAAAACAGUAAGUGCCUCCAAGAAGCCAAAGUGUGUAUCAUGGACAACGAACAAUGCGCUAAGAAAUGGGCUCAACGGUUCAGGGAGAUUAUCACACAAUACAUGAUCUGCACUAAAGACGUCAUGAAGAGACUUAGUGAAGUUUGUGACAAAAGAUACGCCAAUUGCACAGAUGUAGAAUCACGUCGUGUUCAAGAUAUAGAGACGCCAACAAAAACGGUCAACGUUGAUUUAGGAAGACAUUUGAGAGAUCCCGAUGACUACACCGCUAGAAGAUCUUCUAUGCAAGGAGGAUUUUGUGAGAAUGACCACGGCGGGCCGUUAAUAGUUAGGUACCAGGGAAAAGAGAGGGUUAUUGGAGUCAUAUCAGCUUGUAAAAUUGACCCGAAGACUCACAGUUGCCACGGACCUUUCUUAUACACAUCUGUCUAUAGAAACCGACAAUUCAUAUCUUGUGCCAUUCAUAAGGACGUUGAGGAGAACUGCCGAAGAGUAUUCAGAUCAGGCAUAACACACGAGGAAUGGUCUGUCACUUGGGAUAAUGUUGAGUAAGUAUGAAACAUCGAAUCAACUUAUAAUCGUAUCAACGUAUAAUGUACCAAUCAAUUUAUCAAUUCAGCCUAUGGACACUGCUGGACUAGACUUAGCACGUAGGAAGCGGUAAUCCAAUGUAAUCUGGCCUUCAAAAAGUGCAACUUGGUAACCGAAUUUGAAUAAAUGAAGUUAAUUUUUUAAAAUUGGACAUUGGGUCGCCACAUUCCCAUCCCCCAAUUACCUCACUGCGCCCAGUCUCCUACUUCCCGCAUGAAGUCUGUAACGGUUACCCUUUUUUUGGUGAUUUGGUUCAUCGGGUUGGGGGUAUUCUACACUGUGAUUACAUGUUAUGUAUUUUACUAAUUAAUUUAAAAUUUCCAGUGAUGAUGAGGACGAUGAUGCUGGUAACAAUAGGUAAUAUAUUUCCUGUUAAACUAAAGAUAGCGCUUUAAUUAUUCUUACGAAUUUUUAAGUUUGUAUGGCAGAAUUCGCGUUGAAAAGUAAAAGAGGCAUUUGGGAGUUUAGUAAUAAUUUGGAAUCGAAGGCAGAAUUAUCAUUUCAAAAAGUUAGCUUUUUGUAGAUUUUGAAACAAAUUCUCGAACUAUAUAACGUUAUUUUUUUGUUAGUGUUGUGAAGAAAUUUACAUAUGAUCGAUCUUAAUUUCAGAGAAGAAAAAGCCGAAACAGCAGACAGGUUUGAAUGACUUUUUGUAAAACCAUAAGCUUAAUUCUCAUUGUUUCUCCAAUUUAUCAAUAAGAAUGUAUAUAAUGAAAUUUUGCUUCACAGCGAUAAAGACGAAAAAACAUCAGACGAAUCCAGGUAUUUAAAUAUCGCAUAAUAAUAUUUAAUUCCUAUGAACCAUGCUUUUAACAUUAUUUCAAUUUGCAGUGACGGCAAGGCGGCUCUAAGGCAGCGAACGUAAUAACUUAUUUUAAAAGGAAUGUUCUGUCUGUACAAUUCACAUUAACUCACUCACUUUUCCUUUUCAGUGAUGAAAAAAAGAAAGUGAUUAAGAAGAGAGCUAAGAAAGACGAUUCAGAAUCUGCCAGCGCUGAAGAAGAGGAAACAAAAGUAGUUACAACAGAGAAACCACCUAAAAAGGAAGAAAAGAAACACGAGAAAUCAGUUGAGAAGACAGAAAAACACAAGAAAAAGUCGAAACCUAAGAAACACAAAGA
Molecule: messenger RNA, 2534 nt
Organism: Trichoplusia ni (cabbage looper)
Lineage: Eukaryota; Metazoa; Arthropoda; Insecta; Lepidoptera; Noctuidae
Exons: 8
Coding region: 1-1374 (457 amino acids)
Biological process (GO): proteolysis
Molecular function (GO): serine-type endopeptidase activity
Source: RefSeq, a predicted model, not a curated record